Messenger RNA from Notodromas monacha, 1041 nucleotides. The record is from the annotation of a GenBank genome assembly. NCBI's taxonomy places the organism in Eukaryota, Metazoa, Arthropoda, Ostracoda, Podocopida, Cyprididae.
AUGAGUAAUGUUGAGUGUCCGUGUGGACAGGGUGAAUAUGAACAGUGCUGUCAGCCUUUGCACUUGGGACAAAGUCGUGCGCAGAGCGCUACUCAACUUAUGCGCUCACGUUAUAGUGCUUUUGCCAAACAGCAAAUUGAUUACAUUGUGCAAACCACAGCGUUGGGGCAGCAACAGGCUCUAGAUGUUGCAGCAAUUGCGGAGUGGAGUCGAAGCAACCAAUGGUUGAAGUUAGACGUCGUGCAGGCCAAUGAAAAACUCGAUAAAAACCAUGCCAUGGUCGAGUUCAAAGCCCAUUAUCAUGAUGGCACAUCGCCACAGAUACAUCAUGAAAUUUCACAUUUUGUGAAACAUGCCGAGGCAUGGUAUUUUUUAGAUCCAACCACUGAAAUGCAAAUCACCAUGAAACAAGCGUGCAUCUGCGCGAUCACAGCAGAGGCAAUGACAGGUGCACUGUCGGCGGGUCGGCGUAGUAUGGAUUGGUUUGGUGUGGUGAUUAUUGCCUGUGUCACAGCACUGGGCGGCGGUUCUGUCCGCGAUGUGUUAUUGGGACAUUAUCCGCUGACUUGGGUCAAGCAUCCUGAAUAUUUGAUGCUGACGUGUUUUGCCGCUUUUAUGACGAUUUUGAUUGCUAAGUGGAUGCGCCAUUUACGCAAUAUUUUCUUGGUGCUCGAUGCUCUGGGCCUGAUUGGUUUUACCAUCAUCGGCUGUCAAAUUGCCUUAGAAAUGGGACAUGGUUUUGUGGUGUCUGCGGUUGCAGGGGUUCUUACAGGGGUAUCAGGCGGUAUCUUGCGUGAUAUUUUGUGUAACGACGUCCCUUUGGUCUUCCGCCGUGAACUGUAUGCCAGUAUUUCUUUUGUCGCGGUGAUUUUCUAUUGGGGCUGCAUUCAGCUCGGUUUAUCACUUGAGCUGACCGUGAUUUCGACUUUGAUCUUUGGUUUUAGCUUACGUUUAAUCGCGAUUUACUUUGGCUUAGAAAUGCCAAAAUUCAUUUAUCAAGAUGAUGAUGAGCAAUCGGCUUCCUCGAAAGAUGCCAGCUAA